AUAACAACAACUGACAUUAGUCAGUCCAAGCGUGGUUGUGACGUUGCUAUUAGUAAUCGUAGUAGUUAUUUUGUUGUAAUGAGGUGCAAAUUUAGCUACUUAUUUAUUAUUCUUUAAUUGAAAGAGAUCGUUUCUUUUUUGAGAAGUGUGUCAUGUACUACACUUCCGAGCUCAUUCCAGCGAAAUUUUUAAUUUUAGUUGCCCACUUUAUAAUUUGCGUGUUGUUAUUAUGGAACAGUCCGCAGAGCGUGAAGGCCUGUUUAACGGAGGAGACGUCCGAUCAAAUUUUUCAAGUUCACCAUACUCAGCUGGUGGUUGGAUUGAGUGUUGCUGUUGGAAUGAUUUGUUUUGAACUGUUAAUUUUUCUGAUUGGUCUAACCAUGUUUCAUCCCACAUCCGCCUUAUUGUGUAUCCUUCAUUGUCACUUUUGUUAACAAUAACCGAGGUUUGGGGUCGGGAAAAAAAUAAUAAGUUUAUCUUUUUAAUUAAGUUGAUUUAUUGAUUACAUUUGCAAUUUUAACUCAGACAUAACAUUUAAAUUGAAAAAACAGGAAUACUGCGUCUUUCUUUAUUUUACCUUAACUACUACAUACACAGCCAUUGGCUGCCACGCUAGUGCUUGUCUUCUUCUCAGUUGUAUCAUUCUGGAUGGCUGGCAGUGUGGGUGGUUUUGGUGGAUUUUCAUGCUGGGUUCAGUGAUACCAAUUUUGAACGACUCAUGCAUUCUCGUUGACAUUCUAAUCAACAAAAAAUACUAAUAUAAUUAAAACGUCACUGCUUUUAAAAUCUAGUCAGAUGCAUGCUGUGUUACUUAUCUUAAGGCAAACGCACAACGAAUGUGAUCUUUAUUACUUAAAAGUGGACUUAGUUAAGCAAAAAAUUAAAUCCGUCCAAGCCCACGAUGUUCAAAUUGUUAUAAAUUUGUAAUGUAGUUACGAAACAAAAACCAAUAAAGACAUUAUUCAGCACUUCCACGAUUUAUUUCUAUCUCUAAUCUUAAUUAAAUUUUGAUAAUUAUAAUUGAAAAUCGUACGAUCGUCGACUUAUAUGUAACCUACUUGUAAGAACCAGCAGUCGAAGACAUGGCUUCAAACCAAAAGGAAAUCUCGGUAACUCGCCCAUCAUGGACGAGAGUGUUGGUCCUGGCGGGAGCCGCCACCACCAUCGGUUGUUCCCUUCCUGUUGGCUACAAUAUAGGCGUGGUCAACUCGCCCGCAGGAGUGAUUAAAAGUUUUUGUAAUGAGAGUGUCCAAAGCCGGUAUGGAGUAAUUUUGCAGAAGAACGGCCUAGAUUUUCUGUGGUCGACCAUCGUAGCGAUUUUUCUAGUAGGUGGUACCGUGGGUUCCCUCGGUGGUUCAUAUUUUGCCGAUAAAGUCGGACGCAAAGGUGCCUUAAUAGUCAGCUCUGGAAUAGGAACUCUAGCUGGGGUUCUGUUCUUCGUUUCAAAAACGGCUAACUCGAUCGAGAUGUUGAUAGCCGGAAGGUUAUUAGUGGGGGUAUCGUCAGGUCUGAUAACUAGUGUAAUGCCGAUGUACUUAACUGAGUUAGCUCCAAGUUUACUCCGAGGGUCCAUGGGAGUAUUGUGUCCUUUGGGGGUGACGUUCGGAGUCUUAGUCGGACAAGUUCUCUCCUUAUACAAAAUUCUAGGCAACGAAGAAUUCUGGCCACACUUACUCGCUUUUUAUCUACUACCAUUACUCUUAUGCAGCUUCCUGCUAAUUUUUUUGCCUGAAAGCCCCAAGUAUUUAUUUAUAGUGAAAAAGCAGCCGCACUUGGCCAUCCAACAAUUAGCUUCUAUUCGUAACGUCAAGGAAGAGUUCCUGGACCAAGAAAUCCACGAACUGCGCCUGGAAGAGCAAGACAAUGACGUAGACGAAAGUGACUCGUGGAACUUACUCAGGGUGUUGAAAGACAAAACGCUUCUACUGCCACUUCUCUUAGUUUGUAGUCUUCAAGCCGGUCAACAGUUUAGCGGAAUCAACGCCGUCUUCUACUACUCCGUGAUCAUCUUCCAAGAGGCCGGAUUUUCGCUGGAGAAUAGCCAGAUCGCGACAAUUGCAGCCGGCUGUUGCAAUCUCCUCAUGGCAAUAAUUUCGAUUCCUGUGAUGGCGAAAUUCAACCGAAGGUGUACACUCCAAGUCAGUCUAAUAACGACAGCGGUGUUCCUAAUCGUUUUAGGAACGGCAGCAACUUUUAUUUCAACAAUAUCCUGGAUGCCGUACUUAAGCAUUGUGGGCGUUCUAGGAUUCGUGGUUUGCUACGGGAUCGCACUCGGUCCCGUUCCUUAUUUCAUAGGGUCCGAGCUGUUCGAAGUUGGACCCAGACCCAGCGCGAUGGCUCUAGGCAGCAUGGCGAACUGGGGAGGCAAUUUCUUCAUCGCGCUACUUUUCCCAUCAAUGCUAACGUACUUAAGAGCUAAAUCUUUCUUUAUUUUCGCGAUUGUGGUCAUCGCGCUGUAUUUUUUUAUCCGGUUUUAUUUGCCUGAAACUCGGGGUCGAGACCCAGUCGAAGUUGCCGCUUUGUGUAAGCAGGGGUUUUCAUCCAGGCCGGUGGAGUCGCCGGUCAAUUCGGCCAGCACUGUCGAGACGUUUUCGAUAUCAGACGUAAAGGAGGUGUAAUCGUGUUCACCUCGGUUUUAUUUAAGGUUUUGUAUUGUCGGGUCUUCCACUUUAAAUAAAAUGUUUUGUGACCA
Zophobas morio is the source of this 2692-nucleotide messenger RNA. RefSeq names its product solute carrier family 2, facilitated glucose transporter member 1-like. The record is from RefSeq and is a predicted model, not a curated record. Gene Ontology annotation, cellular component: membrane. The coding region runs from base 1083 to 2618 and encodes 511 amino acids. Gene Ontology annotation, biological process: monosaccharide transmembrane transport. The transcript is spliced from 8 exons. Gene Ontology annotation, molecular function: hexose transmembrane transporter activity. NCBI's taxonomy places the organism in Eukaryota, Metazoa, Arthropoda, Insecta, Coleoptera, Tenebrionidae.